Mytilus trossulus (common blue mussel) is the source of this 894-nucleotide messenger RNA. Its product is annotated as profilin-4-like. The record is from RefSeq and is a predicted model, not a curated record. The transcript has 6 exons. Gene Ontology annotation, cellular component: cell cortex. Lineage: Eukaryota; Metazoa; Mollusca; Bivalvia; Mytilida; Mytilidae. Gene Ontology annotation, molecular function: actin monomer binding. Bases 154 to 606 code for a protein of 150 amino acids.
UACUAAAUAUACAAUAUUCUUCAACAGAAAAGGAGAAAAUGCUGCAAAACAUCUCCUUGACGACAAAGAAGAUUUCCUAUCAAGGGAGGUAAUUCAGUUUGCUCACAAGAGAAAAUAUGCAAUUGGAUUAGAUAUAGACAUAAAAAAAACAAAAUGGGAGAUAUUGAUUUGAAAAGGAACCCACAAUUCCAAGUCUCUGGACUUCCUGAUGCAGUAAAGAUGAAUCAGCUGCAGAAUUUGCUGCAUGAUGCACUGAUUUCCACUGACCAUGUGCAGCACUGUGCCAUCAUCAGACGCAAGGACUGUAACAUCAGAGCUAGUUCUGUAGGGUUUAAUCUUCACCAAGAACAAGUACAGAUUUUACUAGAUGCUUUUAAAAAUCCCCCACAGACAAGAGAAGAAGGAAUUUACUUUGAUGAUAGACAAUACAAAUGUGUGCGAGCAGACAAGAACUCCAUAUAUGGUAAAUGUGAUAAAAGAGGACUUAUUUUAGUGAGAACACAAUCUAUGUUGUUAAUAUCCACUUACUCAGAGAAUAUGUUUCCUAGCGUAUGUGUAGAGGCUGUAGAAAAACUAGCUGAUUAUUUUAAGGAGAAGGGAAAGUGAGGAUCAUGGAGGAUAGUAUCUGAAUGUUGCAAUAUGGAAAUUGACCUAUCAGUAUCAGUACUUCCAUACAGAUUUGUGAUAAAGAUAUGGAGAUUGUAAAACUGCUGAAAUUCUGAAAGAAAACUGUUUAUAAUCAUUCCGUCCAUUAAUAUAAAUUGUGAUAUUGUUAUUAGAUUUAUAUGUAUUUGUUUAUUGAAUGAUAGAUUGAGCGAUAAACUUUUUCUUAUGUUUUAUUUAACAGUUUAAGUUACAGCUUUGCAAAUGACCCCAUAAAAAAUGCAAUAUUUA